Messenger RNA from Rangifer tarandus platyrhynchus (Svalbard reindeer), 1137 nucleotides. The record is from the annotation of a GenBank genome assembly. NCBI's taxonomy places the organism in Eukaryota, Metazoa, Chordata, Mammalia, Artiodactyla, Cervidae.
AUGGACUCGCUGGCAGCACCCCAGGACCGCCUGGUGGAGCCGCUGCUAUCGCCGCGGACCCAGGCUCAGAGGCGGCUCAAGGACAUCGACAAGCAGUACGUGGGCUUCGCCACGCUGCCUAACCAGGUGCACCGCAAGUCUGUGAAGAAGGGCUUCGACUUCACGCUCAUGGUGGCCGGGGAGUCAGGCCUGGGGAAGUCCACACUGGUCCACAGCCUCUUCCUGACCGACCUCUACAAGGAGCGGAAACUGCUGAGUGCUGAGGAACGCAUCAGCCAGACGGUUGAGAUCCUAAAGCACACGGUGGACAUUGAAGAGAAGGGAGUGAAGCUGAAGCUCACCAUCGUGGACACACCAGGCUUUGGGGAUGCCGUCAACAACUCUGAGUGCUGGAAGCCCAUCACCGACUAUGUGGACCAGCAGUUUGAGCAGUAUUUCCGGGACGAGAGUGGCCUCAACCGCAAGAACAUCCAGGACAACCGUGUGCACUGCUGCCUGUACUUCAUCUCCCCUUUUGGGCACGGGCUGCGGCCAGUGGACGUGGGCUUCAUGAAGGCCCUGCAUGAGAAGGUGAACAUCGUGCCCCUCAUCGCCAAGGCCGACUGUCUUGUCCCUGGGGAGAUCCGCAAGCUGAAAGAGCGGAUCCGGGAGGAGAUCGACAAGUUUGGGAUCCACGUGUACCAGUUUCCUGAGUGUGACUCGGAUGAGGAUGAGGACUUCAAGCAGCAGGACCGGGAACUGAAGGAGAGCGCACCCUUCGCUGUUAUCGGCAGCAACACGGUGGUGGAGGCCAAGGGGCAGCGGGUCCGGGGGCGUCUGUACCCGUGGGGGAUCGUGGAGGUGGAGAACCAGGCGCACUGCGACUUCGUGAAGCUUCGCAACAUGCUGAUCCGCACGCACAUGCACGACCUCAAGGACGUGACCUGCGACGUGCACUACGAGAACUACCGCGCACACUGCAUCCAGCAGAUGACCAGCAAGCUGACGCAGGACAGCCGCAUGGAGAGCCCAAUACCCAUCCUGCCGCUGCCCACGCCCGACGCUGAGACUGAAAAGCUCAUCAGGAUGAAAGAUGAGGAGCUAAGGCGGAUGCAAGAGAUGCUGCAGAAAAUGAAGCAGCAGAUGCAGGACCAGUGA